Molecule: messenger RNA, 3283 nt
Organism: Erigeron canadensis
Lineage: Eukaryota; Viridiplantae; Streptophyta; Magnoliopsida; Asterales; Asteraceae
Exons: 5
Coding region: 384-3101 (905 amino acids)
Biological process (GO): DNA-templated transcription
Cellular component (GO): nucleus
Source: RefSeq, a predicted model, not a curated record
AGACUAGACCCACCCACCACCACCACCACCACCACCUCCGUGCUUCACAUAAAUACUACUUUCACCCGGCUUUUUUCUAGCCCAACACCUUUCGCCUUAUUUAUAUAUUUAUUUAUCCAAUCCAAUCCAAUAUAUUAAUAAUUAAUACUCAAUAAAUUUUAUGAGCCUAUAUACAUUAUAGGGCUGGUAUUUUCUAGGGUUUUCAGUUUAUCACUCCAAUUACCAUAUAAAAUUAAAAUAAAAAUUAAUUAUCAUCAUCCCCUUGUUAUUUACAGCUAAUUUCUCAGCUCUCAAUCCCUCACUCUCCUUAUUCUUUAGACUGCUAUACUGGAACUUCAUGGCAUAUAUUAAAUUGCCUGCUCUUCGUGUAGACUUUAGUUAGCAUGUUCAAUAAUCCUGUUUCACAGACAUCACCAAUACCCAAUUGGAAAAUGGAACCAGUUUGGAAUAGCGUAGGUUUACAGAAGCCAUUGCUACCUACAAAACGGAAGGCAUCAACAGAACCCCUGUCUCCUAUUGUUGUAGACAAACGAGUUGCACAAAUGGAGCCCCAUGCGAAUAAAAGACAUACACAGCUCCAAAAAUCUGGGUCUCAAAGGGCGCAGACACCCAAGAAUAAAACUGCUACUCAAGAAAUCUCUCCCAAGGUUCAGAGUGGGUCGUCUGAAGCAGUACGGUCCAAGAUGAGGGACACAUUAGCUGCCGCAUUAUCUGUUGGCAUUCAGAAUCAAGAGAAAGCUUCUAAUGAGGAGAAUAAUUCUCCAUCUGAAGCUGGUAUAACUAACGUGGAUUCUCAACCAGCUGAAUCUACUACUACUAAUAAGCUUGAAGAUUGUGAAACUUCUGCAUCCGAGAACAUUCAAAAUACGAAAAAUGAUGUGCAGGAACCUCAAUACAACUAUGUCAUGCCUGAUGCUGAUGGUUCAUUUGGAGACACUUUUUUUGUGAAAGAUGAACUUUUACAGGGAAAUGGGCUUUCCUGGGCAUGGGAUAUGGAACAAGUCCAAAUUGAUGAAAAAUCUAACAAUGCGGUGGCACAGAGACAAAGUGAUGAUGUAGUUGUGAAUGCAAAUGAGACUGAAAAUGAUGUUAAAUCUCCUGAAGAAUUAGCCUCAAAAAUUGAGGCAGAGUUAUUCAAGUUGUUUGGAGGGGUGAAUAAGAAGUAUAAAGAAAAGGGAAGGUCUUUAAUGUUCAAUUUAAAAGAUCCUAGUAAUCCCGAGUUGAGAGAGAAGGUUCUAUCUGGUGACAUCUCACCCGAAAGAUUGUGUUCAAUGACACCGGAGGAGCUUGCAUCCAAAGAACUUUCUGAGUGGCGGAUGGCAAAAGCUGAAGAACUAGAUAAAAUGAUAGUUUUACCGGACUCUGAUGUUGAUAUCAGACGUUUGGUUAAGAAAACUCACAAAGGUGAGUACCAAGUUGAGGUUGAACAAGACGAUGCUGUUUCAGUUGAGGUUUCUAUUGGCGGAUCGAGUUCAUUUACUCAGUUUCUGCCAAAGAAGAAGCAAACUCAAGAAGUGAAAGAAAAAGAAAUCACUGAUGGUGACAAUAUUAGUUCAGAAAACCUUACCAUUCCUGCUGAUGGGACUGAUUUUAUGCAAGAGCUAAUCGUAGAGGAAUUUAAAGAUGAGGGCUUUUUACCUCCAAUUGUCUCUUUAGAUGAGUUCAUGGAAUCCCUCAAUUCCGAGCCACCCUUUGAGAACUUGCCUGUAGAUUCUAAGGAAUCUAAAGCUUUUGCAGACAAAGUCGACUCAGAAACCGGUGAUAAAACUGACAGUGAAAAGGUGUCAUCUAAACCAACUUCUGCAGAUCCUCUAGAGGUUGACCCACCAAAAGCAAAAAUCACGGAGGCAUUAUCAAGCUUGAAAACUAGUGACACCUCUGUAGAAAGAAAAUCCAUGCCUGCUUCUGGUGCGGUUAUAGGGGAACGUGUAUGGGAAGGUGACUUGCAACUGACAAUAUCUUCGUCGGUAUCGGCCAUUGGACUAUUUAGAAGUGGUGAAAAAACAUCAACAAAGGAGUGGCCUGGUUCAAUGGAGAUUAAGGGAAGAGUGAGACUUGAUGCCUUCGAAAAGUUCCUUCAAGAACUCCCCAUGUCUAGGACCCGUGCAGUCAUGGUUGUGCACUUUGUUUUAAAGGAUUUGUCUUCUGAGGCUCACCGCACCGUGCUUUCUGAGGCGGUGGAUUCAUAUAUAGGAGAUGAGAGGCUAGGAUUUGGCGAACCAAAUCCUGGAGUGGAACUUUAUUUCUGCCCGCCUCAUACAAAAAUAAUAGAAAUGCUCUGCAGGCACCUUUCCAAAAGCCAGAAUGAUAUACUUAAGCCAACUGAUAAUGGCCUAAUUGGAGUGGUCGUAUGGCGAAGACCUCAUAUUUUCAACAAUUCUUCAACAGCUCAACAUAAACGUCAUAAAACGCAUAACAUUCCAACUAGGAGACAUGAAACUGUAAAUUCCAAUAAAAGUUCGAAUUUCACAGCUCACCCUGUUAAUCAUAAGCUUCCCCCACAGCCCAAUAAUAAUAAUAAUAAUGCCGAUGAGGAUGAUGAUAUUCCUCCUGGGUUUGGUCCUGGGGUGGCUGCUGCUGCCCGGGAUGAGGACGACCUUCCCGAAUUUAAUUUUUCUGGUAACUCCAACUCAUCCGGGCAAAAGAUCCCGGGCCAAGUUGGGUUCACAGCCCAAGGGACCCAAUCUAACCCAUCUAGACCUGUAGAUCAUAUGAGAGCGCUUAUUUAUAAAUAUGGUCAGACUGCAAGUAGUGAUAAUAGUACUAGACAAUGGAAUAAAAAAGACGAUGAAGAUGAUGACAUGCCAGAAUGGCAACCACAACUUCCCCAAAAUCACCUACGACCAGAAGUUCCCAUACAUAGCAUACAUCAGCCUUUCGUGCCCAAUAUGGUCAAUCAAAUUGGGGCACCCCAAAUAGGACAAGUUGCAAGACCGCAUAUGACUGUGCAACCUAAUGUUAAUGUGUUGCAAAGUGUAGUUAGAUGGCCGCCGCCACCACCAUCAGAUCCUCAUAUGUUACCCCCUAAUAAUGGUGUUGUGCCAGGGCAGCAUUAUGGUGGGCAGUGGAGGCUGGAUGCGCCUAGGAGUAGGGGUUUUUGAUUCUCAUUGUAUAUAUUUCAUAUCUUUGUCAGCAUUAGUUAUUUGUGGUAGUACUUGGACCAUUAUUUUCCCGUUUAUUUUCUUUCAAUUUAUGUAUCGGAUAAAAGUUUAAUGUUUUAACUUUUAAGAACACCCGUUUAAAUAAUUGUCUUAAUUACAAUUACCGGAAUACUGAUGCCAAA